Messenger RNA from Symbiodinium pilosum, 2623 nucleotides. The record is from the annotation of a GenBank genome assembly. Lineage: Eukaryota; Dinophyceae; Suessiales; Symbiodiniaceae.
GUCUGAGUUGCAGCCCUGCCCACACUGCGGUCGAUCCUUCCGACCAGCAAUAGUUGAAAAGCACGUGAAGGUCUGCCAGAGCGUUUUUGCGGCGAAUAGCACCGAUGCCAAACGGCAAGUCUUCGACAGCCGCAGGCAUCGUCUGAAAGGGACUCCGCUGGAGGGCUUGGCUUCGCAGACCUGCGGGCGAUCUGGUACUGAGGCUGCCGUCCCACACGGCGCCAAUGAAAGGCGAGUCAGCUCUACCCCGCCUCGCAUGCGGCCUGACAGACUUGUAAAAAGCAGCACUUCGACCGUGCGAACAGCGGAGAAAGGCAUUGCGUCUGGCAGUCCAGAGCUCCUUCAUCGGUCUGUCUCAGAUGUCCUAACUCCUCGAACUUUGCAGGAUAUGCAGGAAAGAAAGAGCAACCUGGACAUUUGGGAACAGGAAGUUCAAGAAGCCAUUCAAGCUAUGUCCGAACCAGCUUCUGAGGAUGUCGGAGAGUCUGUAGUGGACAGCCAGCAGGCAAAUCUGCCUACUUCUUCGCCUCUCAAUGGAAGCCUGCGUGCUUUGGAGGAGCGUGCCACCUUGCUUGAGCGGGCGCGCCUGGGAGCGAAGAUGGGGCAGAAGCCGCGGCAAGCCCUAGCUGGGUCAAUGUCGGAGACGGUGUUAUGCCACAAUUCGGAUGUGUUGUGCUCACAACAAAGUGCUUUCACACGGACGUCUGGUUCCGCAAAAUCGACUCAACCACUGCUAUGGAAACAGGCCUCCUGGGCAGCAGGCUGUCCCGAAGCUUUGAGCAGGACGCAGCCGGCGGUCCCCUCUAUGGAGGCACCGCUGUCCAGCCGCUCCAACCGCAGCAUGGCUGAGGCCACUGAUUCAAACAAGAGACACCGUUCCACUGACAUUCUUGUACCUGCAGCAAUGGAUUUCGAUGAGCUGGAUGAACUGGACCCCAUUGAGCUGCCGGAGCAGCACAAACCACAACGCUUUACGGGAAGUCUCAUGGCACAGCACCUGGACUGCAUGAUUGCUGCCGGCAAAACUCCGCCGCUGACGUGGGCUGUUGCAGGGAACAUCUUGGCGCACUGCAAGAGCAAGCCAGGCCUUGUGCAUGUCACCAGCAAGACACCGUUCUUGGAAAUGGCUUCAAGGUGUAAGGUUCUGGUUUCAGCUGCCGGGCCGUAUACCCUUCACGGGGAGGCUGUCGUUGACGCAUGCAUAAAGGCCUCUACGCAUUACAUUGACGUGUGUGGUGAGCUUCCCUGGAUGUGCGCCAUUGUGGAAAGAUAUCACGCGCAAGCCCAGAGAAGCGGCGUCUCGAUUGUUAUCUCUGCUGGCAAUAUCAGCGUGCCUGACGACGUACUUUGCUACAGCUUGGUACAAGAAAUUGGUCCGUUGCGAUGCUUCCGAGAAUACUUCAGCCAGUAUGGCGGAAUCAGCGGCGGAACUCUGCAGUCCCAGGUUUCCAACCCUGAAGUUGAUCAGAUGCCUUUCUGCUUGGGCGGCAGCAGAGAAGCUGGUAUCAGACCAGAUGACCUGGACUGCGAAACCGUAGAGGUGGAUCCAUGGUUUCCUUCUUUGUACCUUGCACCAGCAUACAACAGUUUUGUCGCCUCCAGAGUGGUUCGGAGAAGCUGCCAGCUGUUUGAGGAGCGUGGCCAGGUAAACUACGGAGCGCAGCUAAGCGUCGUGAUUCGCGAGCCACAGCUGCAAAAGGCCGUGGCAGAACAGCUGCUGCACCAACUUCAACCCCGAGCUGACGAAUCUGACCGCGGCGCAGAGAAGAUUCAGUCUGCGCGGGAGCGAGGCGAGGCUCCCUGGCCUGGUCAGGGCCCACCUGCCCGCACCCGUCAGAUGUACGGCAGCGAGAUCCUUGGCGUUGCGCAAGGAGAGUCUGGAGAAUGGGCCUAUGCGCGGUGGACAUCAGGCUGUGCGUACGAGGUCUCCGGCAUGGCCGCCAUAGCUGGCGCCAUGGUUCUUGCCAAUGACGCGGAGCCAGAGCGUCCAAGAGCUGGGGUCGUGACGCCGGCAUAUGCCUUUCAUGGCAGUAGGUGGAUGAAUAUCUUGGUCAGCGCAUCCUUUGCCAACGGAAGCGGAAGGAAGAUCUCUCUUGAAGUCUUUCAAGGCAAGCCGUCUGAGGAGGACAUGGACUUGUCGCCAGCGCAGAACCACUCCUCACAGCCGACCCAGGCUAAGCCUGGCCUUGGCAGAGAAGAUCCUUUGCCUGGAAGGCAAUCCCAGACAGCGGGCUCCUUUGCGGUGAUGAACACAGCCCUUGUCCAACCGCCUGCAGGAGCUUCGCGAUUGUCUUCCACCGCAUCUGGUAGCCAGCAGACCCCUCGGCAACGUCAGGCACCCGUCAUUCCCGCUGCGCCUCCGCCAUCACCAGCAAGUCCGAAGCAUGCUGCGCUUGACCUUGAGCCUUCAAUAGCAGGCACCCCACGACUUGUCCACUCUGCUGCCAAAGGAUGUGCUCAAAGUAGCUUGCAGCAUCCUGUCGUUUAUCAGCAGUAUACCCAAGUCUAUCGCUUUGCUGCUUCGAAAGCAAAUGCGCAAGCUUCGUCAACACCAAUCCGGGAAAGGGCAUCUGUGCUGGUGCCCAAGUUGGACCUGAGAAAGGUGACAGUAGUGCGGAAGUAA